AUGAAAUCUUUGGAUAGCCAGGAACCAAUUGAGAAAAAGGAAAUUGAGUUGGAAGAUAUAUUAAGGACACAGCCAGUGAAGUUUGAAGAAGAAGAAAGUGUGGAAAAUUUUACGGAAAAUGAUUUGGAACCAAGUGUUGAAGUGAACUUAAAAGAAGAAAGCUAUCAAGUUAAGCUGAAUAUCAGUGAUUCAACUUUGAUAAAAAGUAACAUUUCAAGUGUAGAGUAUAUUCGGCAAUAUAGUGACAAAAAAAAAGGUUUAUUUUUAUUAGCAGAGUACUUUUUAUUAAUUUCUUGUAUCUCUCUGGGUAUAUAUAUUAUUUAUCAGGAACAUGAGUUAAUCAAGUACUUAAAGAACAAGAAAGAUUUUGAACAAACUGCCAAUUAUAUUAGCCAAGCUAAGAUCAUGACCAUUAUAAUAACUCUAGUUGUUGGACUUCAGUUGAUCACUAAUUGUGUUUUUGGUAUACUUUUUAUACUAUUCAAACGAGGGAUUAUAGUUAAAUGGUUAAACAUAUUCAAAUCCAAGUUAUUUAUUGAUCAGGUUUUUAUUUGGCAAUCUCCAUUUAUCUCUCUACCAAUAAUAAUCACAGCUAUGGUAAAGCUUAUGGUAAACUGUAGAUCGCAGUUGGAAGAUAUUAUAUCAUUUCAAGGAUCCAGUUCUAAUAUUGAAAUUUCGAAUUUUGUUCUUAAUAAACUUACAUUAAUCAUCAUUUAUUUUUCCGUUUAUCUAACAACCAACUUUAUUAUGGAACUAUUUGUAGUUAGAAGACAGUACCUUGGAAAUACUAUUCAAUCCCAGAGACUUGGAAUUCUUGAUUACUCUAUUGCAUAUAUAGGGAACGCUGCUCUUGUUGCUUCAUUAAUUCUUUAUUGUUUCAGAUUCAGGUAUUCCGAUUCAGAAGAAAUUAAUAUAGAUCUUAAGUCACAGGUUGACUACUACUAUAGAACCAUACUUGUUGCUGCUGCUCACUCUGGCUUAAUUGCCAUAUCCCUUGGUAUUCUUGGGUAUAUUGCUUCUUUAUCAUGCAGUAAAAUGCUCAUAUUAAUUUCUUUAAUAGUAAAAUUCUACUCAACCUUCGUAUUCUCCUGGUCUUGCUCUCUUGUUUGGUUUGGAAAUCAAUUAUUGAAGUUAUUUUGUAAUAUUGAUUCAAUUUCACUAAAUCUUAAUAGUUUACCCAAACAAGACUAUAUGGCCUUUAAAAAUGCAUGUUUUACCCGCCCAAAUUUCUAUAUGAUUACAGCUCUAGUAGCUACCCAGUUAUCACUUUCUAUAUUUACUUUGAUUUUUAAUUUUCUAUUCUUAAUUAGCAAGAAGAUUUGGAAGUCAGAAUCGAACUAG
Messenger RNA from Cryptosporidium ubiquitum, 1341 nucleotides. RefSeq lists its product as uncharacterized. The record is from RefSeq and is a predicted model, not a curated record. The transcript has a single exon. Bases 1 to 1341 code for a protein of 446 amino acids. NCBI's taxonomy places the organism in Eukaryota, Apicomplexa, Conoidasida, Eucoccidiorida, Cryptosporidiidae.